Molecule: messenger RNA, 4976 nt
Organism: Drosophila biarmipes
Lineage: Eukaryota; Metazoa; Arthropoda; Insecta; Diptera; Drosophilidae
Gene: dtr
Product: dynein axonemal assembly factor 1 homolog
Exons: 5
Coding region: 89-4885 (1598 amino acids)
Molecular function (GO): protein binding
Source: RefSeq, a predicted model, not a curated record
UAUUCUGCAGCAGUGUCAACAAAUAGCAAAUCAAAAAUAAAAUAGUAUAUUUUUCAUCAGUUCCUUUAAAGAAUUAAUAAAAAGGAAAAUGUCUCAAGGAACCGGGGUAGUGGCCCCUCGCAGAGAGGUAACCGGUCUUAAUCGCAUGACGCCCAAGGGCCUGAAGGAACUGUGCAAGAAGGCCAAGCUGUAUCAGACACCACGUCUAAAUGAUGUACUCUAUUUGCACUAUCAGGGUUAUCAGAGCAUCGAGUGCCUGGAGGAGUACACGGAGCUUAAGUCCCUGUGGCUAGAGUGCAAUGCGAUUUCCGAAAUACAGGGCUUGGAACAACUGACUAAACUGAAGUGCCUAUUUCUGCAAAACAAUUUGAUCACAAAGAUGGAGAAUUUAAACCCAUGCAGAGAGCUAGAUACUUUAAAUCUUAGCUCAAACCAUAUUCGCAAAAUCCAAAACAUUGGGUCCGAUAUCCUACCAGUUUUGAACACCCUCAACAUUUCAUCAAACUAUCUGAAGGACUGCGAGAGCCUGUCAGACUUGGUCCAGUGCAAAAAUCUAUCGGUGCUGGACCUAUCAAACAACCGAAUUGACGACAUAUUGAUUGUGAAAGUGUUCGAGCAGAUGCCAAGUCUGAGGGUUUUGGUGUUACAGGGGAACCCCGUGGUUUCUAGACUACCCCAGUAUCGGAAAACCUUGAUACUGGCCUGCAAAGAACUCACUUAUUUGGAUAGUCGUCCUGUGUUCCCCCGUGAUCGAGCGUGCGCUGAGGCUUGGAAGCGAGAGGGCUACGAAGGAGAACGCAAGGAAAACAACCGAUGGAACAGGGCUGAACGUAGGAAGACCCGCGAGAGCGUUAACUGUACCAUACGCAUGCGCAAUCGUCACCGUCCUCCCGAUCAGCAGGCUCCCUUGCUGAGGUCCAGCGAUUCCGAAGACGACAAAUGCGCGGAGAACAGCCGCAAAAGGGCCGAGCUUGCGAACGGAGGUGUCGAUCAUUUGUGGGACGAGGUGUCGGGUGAACAGCCGGGCUCGCAGCACAGUAGCACCACAUCUAGUUCUGCCGAAGACAAUGGAAGUGUAGGUUCUCGGGACGAUUACAUAGCUGAGAAAAUAAGUGAUCGUACGCCUCUAGAGGGUCGUCCAAAGUUCCUUUAUGAAUAUGAUUUAGAGAAAGCGGAGGAAGCUAAGAAGAGCGUGAUGACGGAAGAGGAUGCUACGAAGACUGAAGGCACCGAUGAUAAAGAUGUUGUCAAGGUAGUGCGUGUUCCAAUAGAAGAGACAAACCUGGAAGAACUCACUAUUACUAAAGAGCCGAUCGACAAGGCUGAAAGCAAUACUCCAACAGAGGAUUCAAUUAUUGAUAAGUCUGGGAAUGCAGAUUUGCCAUUGAGCACAUUGGACCAGCGUAGUGUAAUUGAAGUCGGAGAAAGUAAAACCCCUGAAGAAAAUACAUUACCAAAAUCGAAUGUUACCGAAAUCGACAGUAGUUCAGAGCUGGAUAACGAUGACGAUUUCGAGAACACUUGCAAAACCCUGACAACUAUAGCUCAAAAUAACGGUCUUGAAGAAGACCAAACCAACAAAGAGUUUAAGAGUAAACUUAUUGACGAAAUGUACGAAAGCUUUGGAGCUGAGCUUGAUGUCGAUCUCGACGAGCCUCUAGACCUACAUCUAAAUGAAAACACAACCAACUACAAACCAGACGCGAGGUUUUUUUGUGAGGAAAGCAAGACGCCUAGGGACUUUUAUCAAGAGGAAGGAGAGCCUUGCCUCGCACCCAAAUCCAAGGAACAGCUAGAGUUUGAGCUGGACAGUGCCAUCGCAAAUGAUAAGUGUGCUUAUGACUUGAAGGAAAUGGGUAGACAAAUGGAGGAGGAUUUGGAAGAACUGAGGCAGUCCACACAGAGUUUGGUAGGGCCUAUGAGGGAAGAGACUAAUCCAUCAGACACAGAAACUGAAGAAGAAGACCUGACAGCCCAUCAUGAUCUAAAGUCUCGUCUUCUUGCCCAUCAGUCCAGUGAACGGCGUAUGAAGAUGAAGUUAAGAGAAGAAAUGAAAGCCGAAAAAGAAUCUCCGAAAGAUUUGAACAAUACACUCUUAGAGAAAUCAGUGCCAGAUGAUAAGCAAGACCAAUUUUUGGCCAAUAUAUCAGACGAUGGUAAUGAAGCAAUUUUAAAAGAAUCACUUCCAGAUGAUGAGCAAGACCAAUUGUUCGCCAAGAUAUUGGACGAUUCUACGGAUAAUGUACCCAAGCGCGUCUUUGGCAGUGGGUUUGAUGCGCCAAGCCAGGAUUGGCCACAGGAGGAGUGUAUGCGUCAACUGACCAUCUCUGAAACUUCAGUCAAAGAGAACAUCUUCACCAAACCCAUCACAAAUACGACUAGUGCCCAAGAGGCUGAGGAAAUUUGCAUUCAAAUGGAUAAAAAACUGGCUGAGGACGAGAAAGCCCUUCGUAAGCUACUGCAGGACUUGGAGGACGAGGUUAACGAGACAUAUGAAAUUGAAACGACGGUGGAAUACGAGGAAACUAUUACCACCGAAGAAACCGAUGUUGCCAGUAUUUGCCACUCUUUGCUGGACGAUAUCAUUGUUGAGGUGACUUACAACGAAUUAGUGCGGGCUCAAAAACCCAAGAGUUUUGAGUUUGGUCCAAUUGAAUCCGAUGAGGAGUUCAGCUACUCUGCCGAACCGAAACUUGAAAAGUUGGUGCCCCCUGAAUUGGAGGACCCGGCCCGUGGCAAGAGCCUUCGGGAAUGCCUGGAUACCUUCGCCGACUUUGUCACUUCCAUGGGCGAUCCAAAGCUGAAGUUUAUGCUGGGUCGAACACCGACCGCGGGAGUGGAGAAAAUUCGUGCCGCACAGGAGUUGCUGAAGUCAAAGAACCUUGCGGAGUUCAACCAGGAUUCGGCGGAAAGCUUGGACGCCCAAAUAGCCAAGGAAAAGGAGAAGCUCAAGAGGCGCGUGGCAGCCUCUGCCACUCGGUGCUUUAACCAACGCGAGAAAUAUGAUGAUACCUUAGAGGUGGUCGACAAUCGGCUAAUGGUUGUCAAGAAGGACUCCGGGGAGCUGGAAGAGCUUCCACCUCCUCCAGCCUUGAUAAGUGACUCUGAGUCCGAGGACUACGAGACAGCCGAGGAAGAGUACACACCUGGCAGAGAAAGCCAUAAUCAGGGAGCUCGGCGUCCAUGGACCACCCCGUAUAAGCCAAAGCCACGAAAGUCAGAGGAACACCUGGUGACAGAGGCUAUGCAGCAAAGGGAAAUGGAAUCUGCCCUUCAAGGAUCGCCAGACGGCUCUAGAGAGGUGAACGACCCCCCUGAAGACGAAUUUUACUCGCUGGAAGCUAUGACCACCUUCGGUAACCUGGACUCUGAGUUCUUUCAGAAACUGGAUUUCCAUGAAGUCAACGCAUCCGAUGACGCUGAAUCGGCCAUCGAGUGCAUGCGUAGCUACAACGAACUUAAAGCUUACAUGAAGGCCGGAUCGACGGAGCACCAGCUGACCAGUGAGGAAAACGAGAUGUUGCAGGCGAUGAUUUCUAACGAGGAAUCCGAAGUGACCAAGCCAAGCACUCCCCAGAGGGAGGAGGAGGAUGAUCUGCUGAAAAAAAUGGUCAUUCGCAUGAAGGAGUACGAGGAGAGGGAGCGUCAACUCCAGCUAACACAACAAGAUGUUUCCGAGGAUUUGGUCCCAAUUAGCUUGUCCGUGGGUGGAGCAAAACUUUUCGAGCAAAAGAGCGAAAUUUCAGAGGCCAUGGAAGGGGACUCCGAAAAUAAAACCGAUGGCCACCUGGAAUCCAAAGACAACGAAGAUAAUUCUCAAGAUAAAAACGAAGCCAAUCGAUUGACUACACCUCAGGUUGAAGAAAGUGUCGCUCCACUUCUAAAGACCACUCUCGCUUGUCAGAACAAAAGUAUAGACGAUGAUAUACCAUCGGAUGCUUCAACGGACUACGAAUCUGGAGAGGAGCUAGUUGUGGUAGAGCCGCCAAAACUUCCCGAGGCAGUCCUGAAGUCGUUCUACUCUGAGGGAUUUGAGGCGGACUUAAAAAUGGUUCACGAUCUUAAAGAAGCCACUCGGCGAAAUAUUCAGCCGCCGUUGACAACGGUACAGAAAUCAAACAUAACUUCAACCAGCUGCUCACAUCCAAGUAAUAACCCCUUACAUAAUCUCGUACAAGAAAAGGAAAUGAAAUCGCUUUCAAAUUCUGAGCAGUCCGUAGGUGCUAGGGCGAAAUGGGCCAAAAUAGCUGAACGAUUACACGAGUUCCUUGAUCCUGAGACGAUUGAAAUGCUUAAUAAACAAGAGUUUGGUGAGAGCGAUGAAUGUGACGACGAUGAUGAUGAAAAUACUAGCCCUGUUCCUGAAGACACAGAGAUGAUUGAAGAACACAUAUUUGGAAAGGAAGAAAAUCUAGAAGCUGUAGAUCAAGACGAUAUUGCACAAAGUACUGACAAUAGAAAUUCAAGUUUCUGUAAGGUUGAAGACAUCCCUCAGAGAGGGAACGAAGAUAAAAAUAUAAUCAGUGAAGAAAAGGUGAUUUCUAAUCUAGAAGUUAAGUGCUUGAUAAGCGACGGCGAAGCAAUGGAAAGUACUUUGGCACCAGAUAUAGCUUUGAAGAAAGUGUUUUUACCCGAUGGAAAGGAGGACCAAUUGGAAACACUGAAAAACGAAAGCGAAAAGCGCACACCACAACAAUCUUCUUCUACUGAAUGUUUUAGGAUUGAUUAUUUUGAGGACCCAACCGAAACUGAAAUCGAAAUCGAUUGUGCACAACAAAAAUGUUUAAAAACGGAACAAAUAGAGUGCAACCUUGAGAUCUUGAGCGAAGAUGGAGACGCUGUGGUUAAAGAACUCAGUGUUAGUGCUCAGGUGACCUUUAAGUAAUUAACAGUUUAAAAUGUUUUUAAGGUGUAUUCUUAAAUUUUUAUGUCUGUCACUUUCUGUUAGUAAAUUGAUGAGCAUUCCAAAAGCACAA